This is a messenger RNA of Penicillium diatomitis, 2064 nucleotides long. RefSeq lists its product as uncharacterized. The record is from RefSeq and is a predicted model, not a curated record. NCBI's taxonomy places the organism in Eukaryota, Fungi, Ascomycota, Eurotiomycetes, Eurotiales, Aspergillaceae. Bases 1 to 2064 code for a protein of 687 amino acids. The transcript is spliced from 7 exons.
AUGCAAGGGAAAAUAAAAGAUUUCUUCCGGAGCCGUGUCCAAUUUGGCUCUUCACCAUCAAAGCCUCACGCGGAGCCACAGGGGUCAGGAGGUGGACGAGCAUCGUCGCCUUUGUCGGAUCCACUGCGAUCUUCGAUCACAAUAGACCUUACAGCAGACGAAAAUGGCCAGAACGGACAAGAACUACCUGUGCCGGAAGCGCCACCAGGGCCUGCCUCAAGGACGUCCAGUCCAGAUGAGGAGCAAUCUCCCACACCAGAUCAGAGCUUUGUGAGCUUUGGGUCUGCUCCUCCCUCCUCGUCGCUGAAUGGGCAGUUGUCUCUGUCGCAACGGAUCUUGAAAGAUGGUAAAGAAGUUGUCAUCAGUUCCGAUGGCGAAGACACUGACUCCGUCUCUUCGCUCGAGGAUCCAGACGUGCUUUUCUCUACCAAGAGCAAGUCUUUCGAUUCCGCGCCGCCCACAGCGCCGCGGAACUACCAGCCCGAUACGGCCCUGCUCGCUCAACUAGCGAAGCCCAGGAAGUAUCGGAACACCAUCGACUCUCUAGUUCAUGAUGCAGUGGACGAUGAUGAGAUUGAAGCCAAUGUAGCUAAAGCCAAGGCGAACUACGCCAAGCUACAGGCCAACGCACAGACCGGCGUUGAUGGUUCCAGAAAGUCCCUGAACGAGGGCAUGCUGGUUUCCGCUCUUGGUGGGGAGUCCGACGAAGGACCAAACCUUCAACGGCUCAUGGACGCCGUACGAAGGACUGAGGCCCUAGAACAGCAACGAGCGUGGUGCUUCUUGGACCAACGUCAUGUCACUCCUGGCAUUCCCAACUUCCCCAUCGACUGUUUCCCACCAGGAUCCCCGCUGGCUGGAUUAAGAGAUCCCGACUCGAGAAGACGGAUCGUUCAAUCCGGUGUGCUAGAAUACGCCGCAUCAUUGCAGCGAUUACCAGAAGAAUUUCUCCUCUGGCUUUUCCAGGCCAUUCCUCUUGAGCCGCGCGAGGAGACGAGACAGACAUUUUGCCGAAUUUUGACUCAAACUCCAAAAGAAAGGAUGAAGUCUCUAGCUGGACGGGACGCCAUUGAUGAGUUAUUUCGUCAAUUAGGAGCUCAACCGCGGGCAUUGAAACUUGGUGAUGAAAUUGUCGCUGAUCCUCUGCACACUCCGACAGCCAAGCCAACUGCUGAUCAACGUUCGGGUCUGGUAUCCAUUCUGAGAUUACUUCGAGGAUUUGCCGCCGCAGAGCAGCUUGACGAAGAAACGCAAGCCGACACGGUGCUCCUUCUACUUCGAGUAUCGAUCGACACUUCCCUGACUUCCGACUCUGCGCUGCGCUCAGAACUACAGGCAACAUUGACCUCCCUUCUUGAAUUUGGACCCAAGGAGAGGCUUGAACAUCGAAUUUGCAGCCUACUCUACGAGACUGUGCGAGAGCCACAGUUCCAAAGCCGGCUCUUGCAACACAUUCUUCCCACGUCCACCUGGGUGUCUUUGCUGCGAUACCGGCUUGCCGUGGCUUUCCUGCUACGGGAUUCGGGUCCUUUAACCGAGCCCCCCGAGCUUGUUCUCGACCUGCAGAGAAUAACCGAGCUUUUGACCCGAGACGAGCGAUUCCGAAUUAGGCGACAUAAGGACUGGGCGGAUUUUGAUUACGGCGAUUUGAUUUCCAUGACUUUGCAGCUUGAGAUUUGUCUGAAUUCUGCUCUCGCUGAUCUGGCAUCCGCACAAGGUGAUGCCAGAUCAAAGUUUGAUGUUAUCAUUGAUCAGCUUGCGACUCAGAUCAAAAAAAUAUUCAGCUCUAUCGAGGACACGGGAGCUUCACAUCUGCAGCGCAUGCUUGCGAAGCAGGGGCUGGAAGCACUCCAUUAUCGGAUCGUUUACUCGGUCCGCUCCAAGGCGCCGCCUAAACGAACGCUGUUCAGCACCUUCCACAAGGAGACUAAUCAUAAUGUCAAGGACAUGUUCAGCAGAUUGAACAACUCCUCCGCGACCACUGACGGAGCAAGUGAAAGUGCUGGGCCAGAAAGGCUGGACGGUGUGCCCAUGCCGAUUCGGGGGCAUGACGCAUUGUCAUGA